AAAGGCUGUUCGUAGAUCGGCUCAACCACAACUCGCUGUGCCUGAACAUCUGAACAUCACCAUCUCCAGCAACCGCAGGCUGAAGAAGUAUGUGGUCGACAUGGAUGCCAUCGAGGGCGUGGGAGGUGACGAAGGCCAAGAGAGAAAAAGGGGCUUUGGACAGGGGAAGGCCCUGGUCGGCUGGUCCAUCAGAUCUUCACGUCAAACCAUCAACCUGCGACUCUGCUUUGGCAACGACAGCUGCCUCUGUGCUGUUUGGGCGGCCUCGAACUGCGUUCUUUGAAGCCUUUUUUCAGGUACCAUGCAAGCUUAGCACCGGCUUUUGGCCGUCCUCAAACACUAGCAUGCUUCGUGGAGCGGGAGCCAUCGCAGAAGGGGCAGGCGAUGAGACGCCCAUGGAGCGAUCAUCCUACCAGCAUGUCUUUCCCCGCAAGAACAACCAAGUAGCGUCGUGAAGGAUGGAAAAGGCCAUCUGAGAGGGACAGACAAGCUGAGAGGAAGAGGGCAGAGCAUGUCUCAUCCGAGCCCAGCCGGGUGGACGUCUUCAUGUCUCGAUAUGUCUUCGAUGCCUCGUUGUAGGACCCCCCUUACGGAGAUCUACACUGCAACCCCAGAUGAGCCAGAGGACGUCUGCCAAUGACAGUUACAUCCAGGCUGCAAUUGUUAUGUCAUUAUUAUUAUCAUCAUUAGAAACAGCAUUACCAGCAUCAAUCGAGCUAGAUGGAGGCAAAAGACCGCCGGCCGCAUGCCUGCAAUUACUGGCGAACCAACGAACUCCCGCUUACUCUGAAUCUGUUCCUUUCGGACCUCACUACGCUUGACGGGACAUGAAUGGAGUUAGGCUGUGACCUAAUAUUUCCCAGGAUACGGGUCUGAUGUUUGAUAUAUGGACUGGCAGAACCAGCAGCACCAGGACGACGUCUGUGGUAGGACGAUAUACAAGCCUCGGCAUGACCGACUCAGACGAUCGACGGGGCUGAAGCUGCGUUAGCUCCCCAGUGGAAGCGCGAGAAACCCCGUAUAAUAUCUCCCCUUGCUUGGCGAACAAGGGCAGGCCAGUUAUCAGUUAUGCUCCGUCUUCACUCCUUUGCCUCCUUCUGAUAUGAUUGAGGUUUGACACGGACCGAGAUGAGCGGGGAUUCUUCCAUCCAUACCAUACAACCAGACACAGUCCAGCACAAUCAAGCUCUCUUGGCCGGGCGAAAGCCUUCCUAGGCUGCAUGCUAGUUGGCCUAGCUCACGAGGAAACAUCAUGGAAGGCCAAAGUGCAAAAAAAAAAUUAUACCCUAGGACCGUAUCCUCAUCCACCAUACCCUGGGCACAAGACCAAGAGACCCGACACGGCAGAGAUGAUAAAUGGGAAUUAGCAAGGGUGAAGGAGCUCUAUAUAAGAUGUCGAAGAUGUCCCUCGAAGUCCGUUCAGAAGAAUCAAGCCAGAGUUCCUGACUCGGACAACAAGCCUGACUCCUUCACAUCCUUCCUUCACUCUCUUAUUUCUAGUUUGGUCUUUCAAGUGAAGCAGGUAUUCUCUGAAGACAGACACCAUGCACGGACUUUUGCUUGCUGGCCUCGCGGCAGCUUUGCCCUUGGGCGUUGCUGGUCUUCCAGCCCGUCAACAAUCUGGUCUCAGCCCUCGCGGCGUUGAUAUCAACCCUUACCGCUUUGCCUCCAUGGCCAAGUACUCCGAGCACAAGUCCACCUCCCAGAUGGUGCACUCCUUCUCCUACUCCAAGGAUGAUGACUACGUUGCCACUGCCACCAAGCUCGUCAAGAGCACCUUCCCCAACAUGACCUUCCGCACCGUCAAGGACCACUACAUUGGCACCAACGGCAUUGGCCACGUCCACUUCAAGCAGACUGCCCACGGCAUUGAUAUCGACAACGCCGACUUCAACGUCAACAUUGGACGUGAUGGCAAGGUCUUCACCUUCGGAAACUCCUUCUACGAGGGAGAGAUGCCAAAGACCAACCCACUGACUAAGCGUGACUUCUCUGACCCCGUCAAGGCCCUCCAGGGUGCUAUCAAGACCUUGAAGCUUCCAGUCAAGCCACAGAGCGCUAAGGCUAUGCCAAUGAAGGAGGCCGAGACCUUCAAGUUCGAGGGUACCUCUGGUGCUCUCUCCGACCCAAUGGCCAAGCUCGUUUACAUCCAGAAGGAUGGCAAGCUCCACCUCACCUGGAGAGUUGAGACCGAUGUCGGUGACAACUGGCUCCUCUCCUAUGUUGAUUCCAAAGAGACCGAGACCGUCCACAACGUUGUCGACUACGUUGCCUCUGCUGACUACAAGGUCUUCGCCUGGGGUCUCAACGAUCCAACUGAGGGCCAGCCCACCAUGAUCAAGGAUCCAUGGAACACCACCGGCACUGGCUCUCCAUUCACCUGGCACGGAGACGGCCAGAUGGACUACACCGUCACCCGCGGUAACAACAUUGCUGCUCAGGACAACCCAAGCGGUGGCGAGCAGUGGGAGAACAACUACCGCCCAGACAGCCCCGAGCUCAGCUUUGUCUACGAGUACAGCGAGCAGAUGGAGCCAGAUCAGUACAAGGACUUUGCUAUCACCCAGCUGUUCUACACCACCAACACCUACCACGACGUUCUCUACGCUCUCGGUUUCACUGAGGAGGCCGGUAACUUCCAGAUGAACAACAACGGCAAGGGAGGUGAGGGCAACGACUUCGCCAUCUGCAACGCUCAGGACGGCUCUGGCACCAACAACGCCAACUUCGCUACUCCCCCAGAUGGCCAGAACGGCCGCAUGAGAAUGUACACCUGGACUACCGCCCAGCCAUCCCGUGAUGGUGACCUCGAGGCCGGUAUUGUCAUCCACGAGUACACUCACGGUCUAUCCAACCGUCUCUGCGGUGGUCCUGCCAACUCCAACUGCCUUAAUGAGCUCGAGGCCGGUGGUAUGGGUGAGGGCUGGGGUGACUUCUACGCCACUGCCAUCCGUCUCAAGCAGGGUGACACCCACGACACCGACUACACCAUGGGUGAAUGGGCUGCCAACAUGAAGGGCGGUAUCCGUGAAUACCCAUACUCUACCAACAUGCAGACCAACCCCUACACUUAUGCUGAUGUGCAGGGCAUGGACGAGGUCCACGGCAUUGGUACCGUCUGGGCCACCAUCCUCUACGAAGUCCUGUGGAACUUGAUCGAUGAGCACGGCAUGAGCAAGAACAUCAUGCCCAAAUUUGUCAACGGUGCUCCAUCUGACGGCCGCAAUCUUGCCAUGAAGCUGGUCCUCGACGGAAUGACCCUCAUGCCAUGCAACCCCAACUUCAUGCAGGCCCGUGAUGCCAUCAUCGAUGCCGACCAGGCCCUCACCAACGGCCAGAACAAGUGUGCUCUCAUGAAGGCCUUCUCCAAGCGUGGUCUUGGUGCCAACUACAAGCACGGCAAGAACCGUGUCAACAACUUCGACAUGCCCGCUGACUGCUAA
Molecule: messenger RNA, 3443 nt
Organism: Trichophyton rubrum CBS 118892
Lineage: Eukaryota; Fungi; Ascomycota; Eurotiomycetes; Onygenales; Arthrodermataceae
Product: extracellular metalloproteinase 2
Exons: 2
Coding region: 1545-3443 (632 amino acids)
Molecular function (GO): metalloendopeptidase activity; zinc ion binding
Source: RefSeq, a predicted model, not a curated record